AUGGCUUCUGGAACUUUGUGCAAAAUAUUUUGUGGAAUAACUUACAUAGAAAAUUCAAAUAAUCCAUUUCAUACUCUUGACCUUUAUCUUCCUUUGCAAAGUAAUUAUCAUAAUGACACCAAUAAAGAACUAGCUACAACAAAUCCUCCUUCACUUCUAGUAUGGAUACAUGGUGGUGCCUGGCGUUCAGGAGACAAAAAAGAUCACACCUUGACCGCUGAAAACCUUUCAAAACUUGGUAAUAUUGCAGUCGCAGUAAUUAAUUAUCGUCUGAAUCCACGAACUUUCACUCCUGAUGGAAUAAAACAUCCAGCACACAUAAAUGAUGUUGCUAGCGCACUAAAAUUUCUUUGUAAGAAGGGUGAAGCGUUCAAUUAUAAUUCCGAAAAAAUCUAUUUAGCGGGACAUAGUGCUGGUGCAUUUAUGACCGGACAACUUGUUUUUUGCCCCGAAUAUAUUGAUGAUGACGAUGUGUACGCGCGAAUUUGCGGUGUUAUAGGAAUGGAAGGAAUUUAUGAUAUUCCAAGGUUAUUAGCCACUUGGCCUACUUAUAUUGAUUUCGUCGAGGCUGCGUUUGGCAAAGACGAAAAAAUUUAUAAAGACGCGUCGCCUCAAUACCAUUCGUUGAAAAAAUUCAAUAAUGAACAUGUAAAAAAAAGAAUCCCGCCUCCUUAUUUAAUUAUAUAUUCGUAUGAGGAUGAGCUUAUUGAUUUUGAGCAGUCGCGAAGUUAUCAACAACAUGUUUGUGAAGAAGGUGGUGUUUAUGUGGAGAUUGAAACUAGUUUACUCGGAAAACACGAUGCAAUUUUGGAAACUGAAGCAUUGCAUAAAAGAAUUAUCGAAUUUAUUUCAAAGUUUAAAUAA
Molecule: messenger RNA, 864 nt
Organism: Ambispora gerdemannii
Lineage: Eukaryota; Fungi; Glomeromycota; Glomeromycetes; Archaeosporales; Ambisporaceae
Source: the annotation of a GenBank genome assembly